Messenger RNA from Aphidius gifuensis, 1782 nucleotides. It is a transcript of the gene DNApol-epsilon58, whose product is annotated as DNA polymerase epsilon subunit 2. Bases 164 to 1729 code for a protein of 521 amino acids. Gene Ontology annotation, biological process: error-prone translesion synthesis; DNA-templated DNA replication. Gene Ontology annotation, molecular function: DNA binding. Lineage: Eukaryota; Metazoa; Arthropoda; Insecta; Hymenoptera; Braconidae. Gene Ontology annotation, cellular component: epsilon DNA polymerase complex. The record is from RefSeq and is a predicted model, not a curated record. The transcript has 4 exons.
AAUACACACACAUGUUGUCAGUUGUUUAUAAAUUAAUUGACAUUAGAAAUGAGCGGGAAAUUUUUACAGGUGUGUAGUCAAUAAAAACAACAACAUUAAAUAAACAACAACAAUAAAAAACAACUGUUUAUUUAUUCAAGUAAGUAAUAUAUUAUUUGGAACAAUGAGUAAUCUUCUCAAGACAGUGCAAAGCACAUUUUCCAUGUAUGGUUUCAUAAUAAGAAGAGACUUGAGUAAUUAUGUUGUUGGACAAUUACAAUGUGUUGAUGAAGAUGAACGAGAUACAUGGUUAACAAAAAUAACAGAUCAAUUAACAAGUCUAAAUCUUACUGAUCCCCACAUCACCAAGGAACACAUUGAUCAAGCAAUAAGAGAAUGCAUAAGACCAGAUACAAAUUUAAAUGAAAAUGAAAAAAUAUUUAAUGUCAUUUCAAUAAUUGACAUACCAAAAAUAACAUAUGAUAUUGUUAGAAAAAAAUUUCAACUUGAAAAAAUAAAACCAGAUUAUUAUUCAGAUGCUGAUUGUAAAACAAAUUUAUAUAAAAAUAGAUUAAAUCUUUUGAAAUACAGGACACUUAGACAUGAAGCAUUUGAGCCAAAAAAAUUUGGUGAAACAGAUGUUGAUAAAUUUAAUCUUGUUCCUGUUGAAUAUUUAUUAACAAAUACUAAAAAUGGUGAAGUUUAUGUUAUGGGUUUAUUAUCACAACUUGUUGAGGGAAAAUAUUUUUUAGAAGAUCAAGGUGGUGCUGUACAAUUGGAUCUUAAAAAAGCAAUUUUUGAAGCAGGUGUUAUAACUGAAGGUACUAUUGUCAUUGUAAAUGGAUUAUAUGAAGAUGGAAUAUUGGAAGUUAAAAAAAUUGGUUUACCACCAGCAGAACCAUCAGAAGUAUCAAGAGCACCAUUUGGUACUGAAAAUACAUUUGGUGGAACAAGUAAAAUAUCAUUAAAGCUAUCAGAAAAAUUAAAAAAUCAUGAAGAAAGUCGUAUAUCAGAAAUGAUGGUAAUUUUAUCAGAUGUUUGGCUUGAUGAUCCAGUUAUUCUUAGUAAAUUAAGAAUAAUAUUUGAUGGUUAUUCUGAUGAUGCACCAAUAGCAUUUAUAUUGUGUGGUAAUUUUUUGUCAUUUGCACCAAAUGUAACAAGUGCUGAUAAACUUAAAGAAGGUUUUAAUAAAUUAGCUGAUAUAAUACAAGAUUAUCCUGAUAUUAAAAAAUAUUCAAAAUUUGUAUUUGUACCUGGACCACAGGAUAUAUUUGCUCCAAAAAUUUUACCAAAAGCUCCAUUACCAGAAUAUCUGCUGGAUACAUUUAUAAAAUCUAUACCAGGUACAUUUCUUGCUUAUAAUCCAUGCAGGAUUCAAUAUUGUACAAAAGAAAUUGUUGUUUUUCGUGAAGAUAUGAUUGCCAAGUUAUCAAGAAACACACUUAAAUUUCCUGAGAAAGGACAACUCUAUGAACAUUAUGCAAGAACAAUGGUUUGUCAAUCACAUCUAGCUCCAAUGACACUUCCAGUUGUACCAGUCUACUGGAAACAUGAUCAUGCACUUCAAUUAUUUCCAACACCAGAUCUAAUUGUUGUUGCUGAUAGUUCACAAUCUUAUACAACAAGUUAUGCUGAUUGUAAAGUCAUCAAUCCAGGCUCAUUUCCUAAAAAUAAAUUUUCAUUUAAAGUCUACAAACCAGGUAUGGAUGAAAUUGAAGACUGUGAACUUCCUGAUGAUAAUGAUGACUGAAUUAAAAUUAAUAAUAAAAGGAUGAUAAAAAAAUUAAUAUACUAUUUUGUAAA